Molecule: messenger RNA, 2266 nt
Organism: Labrus bergylta (ballan wrasse)
Lineage: Eukaryota; Metazoa; Chordata; Actinopteri; Labriformes; Labridae
Gene: elovl4b
Product: ELOVL fatty acid elongase 4b
Biological process (GO): fatty acid elongation, saturated fatty acid; fatty acid elongation, polyunsaturated fatty acid; very long-chain fatty acid biosynthetic process
Cellular component (GO): endoplasmic reticulum membrane; endoplasmic reticulum
Molecular function (GO): fatty acid elongase activity
Source: RefSeq, a predicted model, not a curated record
UGCAAUCUGGCUUCUCGGUGUCUAGGAGAUUGCAAGAAGAUGAUGAGCUGAGUCUGCCGGCACGGACUGAAUGCAUAAUUGGCCAAUCUUAAUCAUAGAUUUUUACUCUUGCCUUGUCUAGUUUCUUGCCAAAUUGCUGUUUAAUGUCGAACUGUGGCGUUAAGCGUCGCGGUGUAGAAACUAAAUAGCAGUGACGCCGGGAGAAAAAGCGAAGCAGUUACUGAAAGGAGUUGAGCAUCAAAUUGCACCGGAUGUCAUUACACGCUCUUAAAUAUCGAAGACUGUAAUCAAGACCAGAGCCAUGGAGGUUGUAACACAUUUUGUGAAUGACACUGUAGAAUUUUACAAAUGGAGCCUUUCUAUAGCAGACAAGAGGGUACAGAACUGGCCGUUUAUGUCAUCUCCCCUCCCAACUCUGGCCAUCAGCUGUCUGUACCUGCUCUUCCUGUGGGCGGGGCCUAGAUACAUGCAGGACCGCCAGCCCUAUACACUCAGGAAGACCCUUAUAGUGUAUAACUUCAGCAUGGUGGUGCUCAAUUUCUACAUCGCCAAAGAGCUCCUACUAGGCUCUAGAGCAGCCGGGUACAGCUACCUCUGUCAGCCUGUCAACUACUCCAAAGAUGUUAAUGAAGUCAGGAUAGCAUCUGCUCUCUGGUGGUACUACAUCUCCAAAGGAGUGGAGUUUCUGGACACAGUCUUCUUCAUCCUGAGGAAAAAGUUCAACCAGGUCAGCUUCCUUCACGUCUACCAUCACUGCACCAUGUUCAUCCUCUGGUGGAUCGGCAUCAAAUGGGUGCCUGGUGGACAAUCAUUCUUUGGUGCAACCAUCAACUCCUCCAUCCACGUCCUCAUGUACGGUUACUAUGGUCUGGCAGCUUUGGGACCUCAGAUGCAGAAGUACCUCUGGUGGAAGAAAUACCUCACCAUUAUUCAAAUGAUCCAGUUCCACGUGACCAUUGGCCAUGCAGGCUACUCACUCUACACAGGAUGUCCGUUCCCUAACUGGAUGCAGUGGGCUCUGAUUGGCUAUGCGGUCACCUUUAUCAUCCUUUUCGCCAACUUCUACUACCAUGCUUACCGGCGCAAACCCUCCUCCUCGCAUAAAGGAGGCAAGCCUGUUGCCAACGGCAACUCAGUGGUAACAAACGGUCAUAGCAAAGUGGAAGAGGUAGAGGACAACGGGAAGAGGCAAAAGAAAGGAAGAGCAAAGAGGGAGUAAAAGGAGAAAGAAGGUAUGCUUGGACGUUUGUUUAAUGGGUCAAAGAACGAGGGAGGGGUGGGGAGGGAUAAACAGAGAAGUUCAAACCAGACAAGCUUCAUCGUCCCUGCCAGUAAUGUAGAAGGAAGAUGCAAUUUGUGACCAACUUUGAAAGGGGGAAAGGGUAGCAGUGUGUGUUUGUGGCUGUGUCUGUCAGGGUUUUUGAGAGGAAGAGAAGGGUGUUGGUUGUUUCCAUAACAGGUUUUUUUUAUUAUCAAGAAAAGCAGAAUGCUGUUCAUGUAGGAGCAGCGCUCUCCUGUCCAAAUCUGUUUGGGACCAUCAAAGGACCAAAAUAUUAAAAGGAACUACAAACUGCUCAGCAUCUAUUAACUUGUCAACCAAAAUUCCUCUCCAACUUUUGUAUUCUGGAUACCACUAUUGUUUUAACUGAAAGAUUAAAUAGUCUUUAAUAUGCUUAUUUAUAUUCUAGUUCUCUAAGAGAGUUUUAUUUUAACUAUUACCAACAGAAAGAACAUGCAGAAAUUUAUACCAAAGGUGUUUUUUGUCUUGGAUCACGGGAGACAUUUUGUUUACGAAUUUAGAAAGACAACUCAUGAUGUUGUCAUGACUGCCAUCAAUUGUAUUCAAAUAGUUAUGACUCUGCGACAACAACCAACCCCUGCUGUUUCAAACUGUUAUAACUGCUGCAUUCUCAGAGAAACAAGCUACUUUUAUUUGUAUUCAAUGUGAAUUAAAACCUGGAGGGAGGGGGGCUGUAGUUCCUUUUAGAAUGUAUUCAAAUGUGUGGGUAUCUUUCUUAUUAUGUGUCUCUGUGGGUCCUCAUGAUUUAUUUCAUUUUUUGCUGUGCGAUGUAGCUGAGGUACAAGAAUAAGAGAUUGAAGUUCAGCUCAGUGUUGUCUCACUGCCAUGUAGGACUGAAGGGAAUGUCUUCCUGAAAAGCUUUUUUAAAAAACAAUUGUUGAAUUCAUUGUCUUAUUAAAAAAGGAAAGUGUCCCAGCUUUUGGCUGCACAUAUAACUGAAAUAAAGACAAUGUCAGCCCCCCCACA